This is a messenger RNA of Lampris incognitus (smalleye Pacific opah), 2388 nucleotides long. Its product is annotated as protocadherin alpha-3-like. Gene Ontology annotation, biological process: homophilic cell-cell adhesion. Gene Ontology annotation, cellular component: plasma membrane. The coding region runs from base 1 to 2388 and encodes 795 amino acids. Lineage: Eukaryota; Metazoa; Chordata; Actinopteri; Lampriformes; Lampridae. Gene Ontology annotation, molecular function: calcium ion binding. The transcript is spliced from 2 exons. The record is from RefSeq and is a predicted model, not a curated record.
AUGUUGUCUUGGUGCGAUGUCCUGCUUUUCACUCUGCUGUUGUGCAUCGGAGAGCUGGUCUCAUCUCAGAUAAGAUAUUCUACACCAGAAGAGGUCCAAGUGGGAUCUGUAGUCGACAAUGUUGCCAAGGAUUUGGGAAUUGAUGUCAGUACCUUGUUGGAUAGGCGUUUCCGCAUUGUGUCUGGAUCUAAGGACGCCUUAUUUGAGGUAAACCAGAACAAUGGUGUUUUGUAUGUGCAUAAAAAUAUCGACCGGGAAGAGAUCUGCGACAGUACUGGUUCGUGUGUGGUAGAUUUAAAAAUUGUUGUUGAAAAUCCUCUUGAAAUUCACUAUGUGAGUGUGGAAAUACUCGACGCCAACGACCAUGCACCAACCUUUUCUGAGAGAGAAAAGAUAAUAGAGAUCGCAGAAACCACAUUACCAGGGGCAGGAUUUCAGCUGCCUGCUGCCCGAGAUCCAGAUGCUGGAAUAAAUUCAGUCCAACGUUAUAAAAUCAAUCAAAACGAGCACUUCCAACUCGAAAUUAGAGAUCGUGGGGAACAUAAAAUCCCGUUUUUAGUCCUACAGAAGAACCUGGACAGGGAACAAAAAAAUAAUCACAGUUUGAUUCUGACAGCCAUAGAUGGAGGGAGCCCACAAAAAUCAGCAAUUCUCAACCUGACAAUAAAAGUUCUAGAUAUCAAUGAUAACAGGCCAAUAUUUUCUCAAGAGGUUUAUACAGUCGUGUUAGCAGAGAACGCUUCUGUUGGUACCGUUGUGAUCAGAGUCAAUGCAACAGACUUGGACGAGGCUACAAACGGGGACGUUGAAUAUUCAUUUGGCAGCGACAUGAACCCAGAGGUAUUAGAUAUUUUUAGUAUUGACAAGGAAAUGGGAGAAGUUAGAGUGAGUGGGCGGAUAGAUUUUGAGACCAUUGAUGUUUUUAAGUUAGAUGUCCAAGCUUCUGACAAAGGACAGCCUCCAAUGACCACAGAUUGUAGCGUUAUAAUAAAGAUACAAGACGUCAAUGACAAUAAACCAGAGAUAGAAGUGACGUCAAUCUCCCCCACGGUCCCCGAGGAUUCAAAGAAAGGCACAGUGAUUUUUCUCAUUAGUGUUGCUGAUGAAGAUUCUGGUCUGAAUGGUAAAGUGAUAUGCAGCUUGACAGGAGAUGUACCGUUUGAAUUAAAACCUUCCUAUAAGGAAAAUAUGUACUCGCUAGUGAUAAAAGAAGCGCUGGACAGAGAAUAUGUGUCACAUUAUGACAUUACAAUAACAGCUACUGACUGUGGUCAACCUCCUCUCUCCACAUUGAAAAGUCUGAGUAUUCAGGUGUCAGAUGUAAAUGACAACAACCCAGAGUUCCCACAAAAUCCACUCGAACUGUAUUUGGUUGAAAACAACCUUGCUGGUGCGCUCAUAUUUUCUGUUGCUGCUUUCGAUAAAGACGAAAAGGAAAACGCUGCAGUAUCCUAUCAAAUAGCGAGAGGGGGAGGGAUCCAACCGGAUAUGGCGUCUUUCCUUAAUAUUAAUUCUGAAAAUGGACACAUUUCAGCACUAAGAAGUUUCGACUUUGAAACUUUGAAGACUUUCCAGUUCCACGUGGUUGCCACGGACUCCGGAAGUCCCCUGUUGCGCAGCAACGUGACAGUGAACGUGUUCAUCCUGGAUCAGAACGACAACGCUCCAGUCAUCUUGUAUCCAGUCAGCGCUAACGGUUCUGCUGAAGGUGUGGAGGAGAUUCCCCGCAAUGUGAACGCAGGUCAUCUGGUGACUAAAGUGAGAGCGUAUGACGCUGAUAUAGGAUAUAACGGCUGGUUGUUAUUUUCACUGCAGGAAGUCACUGACCACAGUCUGUUUGGUUUGGACCGCUACACAGGACAGAUAAGAACACUUCGCUCAUUCACAGAGACAGACGAGGCUGAACAUAAACUGGUCAUACUGGUGAAAGACAAUGGGAACGUGUCACUCUCAGCAACAGCUACUGUGGUUGUCAAGGUUGUGGAGCCCAGAGAGGCUUUUGCUGCUUCUGAUGUUAAAAGUGCAGCAAAAGAUGAAGAUGAGGACAAUGUGACACUUUAUUUGAUGAUAACUUUGGGCUCAGUUUCAGCACUUUUCCUCAUCAGCAUCAUCGUGUUGAUUGUGAUGCAAUGCUCCAAACCUGCAGACUAUUCCUCCAAGUAUUUACAAGACCCCAAUUAUGACGGGACUCUGUGUCACAGCAUCCAAUACAGAUCUGGAGACAGACGGUACAUGUUAGUUGGACCGAGAAUGAGUAUAGGAUCUACUAUAGUCCCAGGAAGCAAUGGGAACACUCUAGUGGUCCCAGACAGGAGGCGAACAUCUGCAGAGGUAAGAAAUGUUUUAAAAUUUCAUUUACAAACACAUACUAUAUUUGACGCUUAUUAA